UGCUUAGCCUUUGUUUUUGUCUGUUUGCAGUGUUCUCUUUCCCCACUAGAACGGUGUCUUUUCUGUGAGCUCUAAUGGCGACGUUCAUUUCUGUCCCGUUGAAGAAGUCCUCGGAGGUCGACCUAGUGAAACCGUUGUCAAAAUUUGUAACAGCCACCUACCCUCCCGGCGAGGAGCAGGCAGAGUAUCUCCGUGCCGUGGAGGAGCUCAAUAAGCUCCGUAAAAGUGUUCUUGGGAGGCCGCUGGACAAACACGAGAGCUCGCUGGAAAUCCUGCUGCGAUAUUACGAUCAGCUCUGUGCAAUCGAAUCCAAAUUUCCCUUUCCAGAGCUAUGCCUGACAUUCACAUGGAAAGAUGCCUUUGAUAAAGGAUCACUUUUUGGAGGCUCAGUCAAGCUUGCCUUGGCAAGUGUGGGCUAUGAGAAGACGUGCGUUUUGUUUAAUGUGGGGGCACUGGCCAGUCAGAUUGCUUCUGAGCAGAAUCUCGACGAUGACGAAGGACUGAAGUCUGCUGCCAAGUUCUACCAGCUGGCGAGUGGUGCAUUUGCUCAUAUAAAGAAUACAGUGCUAUCUGCACUAAAUCGAGAGCCCACGAUGGACAUCUCCCCCGAGACCGUGGGCACGCUCAGUCAGAUCAUGCUCAGCCAGGCACAAGAGGUCUUUGUUCUCAAGGCCACCGCAGAUAAGAUGAAGGACGCCAUCAUUGCUAAACUUGCCAAUCAGGCUGCUGAUUACUAUGGUGAUGCUUUUAAGCAGUGUCAGUACAAAGAGAAUCUGCCUAAGGAAGUGCUUCCUGUCCUCGCUGCCAAGCACUGUAUGAUGCAGGCUACCGCAGAGAUGUACCAGUCAGCCUUGGCCAAUCAGAAGAAAAAAUUUGGAGAGGAGAUUGCUCGGCUACAGCAUGCCACAGAGCUGGUGAAGACAGCGGCAUCCCGAUACGAUGAGUAUGUGAAUGUAAAGGAUCUGUCCGAUAAGAUCAACCGUGCCCUCACAGCUGCAAAGAAAGACAAUGACUUCAUAUACCAUGACCGUGUGCCAGAGGUAAAAGACCUGGAACACAUUGGCAAGGCAUCUCUUGUCAAAGCAACUGCAGUUCAGGCACCGCUCAGCCAGAAAUUCACAGAUCUAUUUGAAAAGAUGGUUCCGAUGGCAGUGCAGCAGUCAGUGAGUGCAGCCAAUUCCAAGAAGGCUGACACAGUAAACAGACUUGUAGGCAGCCUGAGAGAAGCAACAAAUCUCUGCAAUGGGGUACUGGCAUCUCUGAACCUCCCCGCCGCGCUGGAGGAUCUGUCAGGAGACUCCGUCCCUCAGUCCAUCCUGGAGAAGAGCCGUGCUGUCAUACAGCAGGGCGGCCUGCAGAGCAUCGAACAGCUGAUUAAAGAUCUGCCGGAACUACUUCAGAGAAACCGUGAGAUCCUGGAUGAGUCUUUAAAGAUAUUAAAUGAUGAGGAAACGACAGACAAUGAACUCAGAGCCAAAUUCAACCAGCGCUGGGCCAGAACUCCAUCUGGAGAUCUCUAUAAAUCCCUCAGAGCAGAGGGAAAUAAUUUUCGCAGUAUACUGGACAAGGCAGUGCAGGCUGAUCAGGUGGUAAAAGAGCGUUACAAUUCACAUUGUGAGAUGAUUGUUUUGCUCUGCAAGCCAGAGAAUGAGCUCAGUUCUGCCAUACCAUCAGCCAACCCUGCCAAGACUUUGCAGGGUAGUGAGGUUGUGAAUGUGCUGAGAGCUCAGCUGGCACAGCUGGAUGAGGUGAAGAGGGAAAGGGAUGUUCUGGAGGGAGAGAUUAAGUCAGUGACCUUUGACAUGACAACAAAGUUCCUUACUGCACUGGCGCAAGAUGGAGCCAUUAAUGAGGAGGCCUUGACAUCCGGCGAGCUGGACACACGCUAUGGUGCUCACACACAACAUGUCCAGCAGAAUUUACGCAGACAGGAGGAACUGCUGUCUCAGAUACAGGUGUCUCAUCAGGAGUUUUCAGCACUAAAGCAGUCCAACUCUGAGGCCAAUAACAGGGAGGAGGUGUUGAAGAAGCUUGCCUCAGCCCAUGAUAGCUACAUUGAGAUCAGCAGCAAUAUCAAAGAAGGCACUAAGUUCUACAAUGAUCUAACUGAGAUCCUGCUGAAGUUUCAAAAUAAGUGUAGUGACAUUGUUUUCGCCCGCAAAACUGAAAGAGAUGAACUGCUCAAGGACCUGCAGCAGAGCAUUGCUCGUGAGCCGAGUGCUCCUUCAUUCAAUGUUCCAUCAUACCAGUCCAACACCCCCGCACCUGUUCCUGCUGCAGGAGGCCCUACCCCUGCACCCAGGACUGUGUUUCAGCAGCAGCAGCCUCAGGCUAAGCCCCAACCCCCAGCAAGACCACCACCCCCUAACAUCCCUACACAGGCAGCCAGUGCUUCAGUUCCAGUCAGCAAUCCAGUGCCCCCCAGUAGUGCAAAUCAUCCACCUGUCGCACCAACCAGUGGACCUUCACAGGCUCAAGGACCCCCCUACCCCUCUUAUCAAGGCUACCCAGGGUAUUACCAGAUGCCGAUGGCCUAUAACCCUUAUGCUUAUGGGCAGUUUAAUAUGCCCUGUCUGCCCUAUCAAGCCCAAGGUCAGGUCGGAUACCCUGGAGUCCCACCUGCACAGCAGCCCUACCCCUAUCCCCAACAACAACAACCACCACCACAGCAGCAACAGCCCUAUUACCCUCAACAGUAGAGCACUGUUACCACCAACAACUCUCUACUACUACAGCCACACUCUUUCCUGUUAACAAGCACUCCUCUUACUUGCACUUAACCAUUAACACGCCUGAACUCGCACUCUCUAUACCUUUAACAUCUGUUCUUUCUCUGGGCGGAGUUUAGAACUUCAAGCCCCGCCCUCCUCUCUGGUAGGUGGAAUUUCAGUGCCAUGGUUCACAGACAGGUGUGUUCAUAGAUGGAAGAUCUGAUCUUUUUCUCUCUCUUUUUUUCUCUUUUGUCUGUCUUACUCUUUAGCCCAAAGUGAAGCUGCUGGCUGCCUGCCACUACUUAUAUCUUAUUUUUGUAAUGAAUACUGACAUAUAAUCUAAUGCAAGAUCUGUUAGUGAUUUCUUACCUUGAGGAUGAUCAUUUCAUUGCUGGGAGAAAAACUGUGUUUAUGUCUUACUGUAACCCGAAUAGUAAUAUUAUACCUCCUUCUGUUCAGUCUACAAUCAUUGCCUUGUGAAGGGAACAGUUAAACAGAAUAGAAAAUUGAUUUUUCACUAAAAUAAUUCUUUUUUGUUUUUCUUUUGUUUUCAUGUGAUUAAAACUGUCCGAUAUUAAAAGCUGCCGCCUCAUUCUUUCUUUGCACAUGGUUCUCGGAACCUGUGCAAGUACAAGCGCAUACUUUUAGCAUUUUUGGUCAAUGACUCUUCAAAUUGUUUCACAUUUAUGCUGUGCCAAGUUUGACAGCUAAAUUCAGAUUAACAGGAUAAGGUAUAAGAGCAUGUCUGCAUAAGUCUGGGUGUCACCACUUUUGAAUUCAAGUGUGAUUGUGGAAGAAUUAUUCCAAUGCUAUUUUUGUCCUGAAAGAGCCUGCUGAGCGUCUCCAUGGAUACAGAUGGAAGUGGAUGGAGUUUUGGAUCUGUGGCUAAGUGAACAUGUUUGAGGUGUCAUAAAGUGUGUUGGUUAUGUAAGCAUGUUUUCUUUUGCCCAAAACACUGUCCAUGCACAUACGUAUACUCAAACUGCAAUGUUUUUGACAUUGUCUUUAAUUUCUUUGAUUAUGAAUGCAUUUUAGAACACUAAAGUGACAUCAAAAUAUAUAUAUAUAAAAUGUUUAUGAUACUCCCAACAUAUAAGUAGUACAUUUUAUGUGUGGGGAAAUAACAAUGCUUUUAAAAAAAACAAAUAUAUAUUUGAUAAUGACUGACAAAACAUUUAUAUGCUGUAAAUGAACGUUAAGGGAGUCUAAAAGCCUUUACACAUAAUGGAUUAUUAAACCCACUGGUGUCAUGCUCAGCUGUUGCUUCUUACUGACAAGCAUUCAUAUGUCCUUUAUUUCUGGAAAUCCAUCAGUGUACAGAACUAGCUUUUUCCCCUUAUAAUCUAUAUGUGCUAUAGAGACUCCAGUAACACCAAAAAUUGACUGAAUUGAAUAUAUUUUUUACUCACCCCUUCCACAAAAACUGCUCCUGCUGUGCCUAACCACAACUUGUUCACCAUUUGUUUGUUACCAACCAGUCAGAUUGUUGUUUCUGCUGCUGUUGUGUUUACAUUUAU
Messenger RNA from Xyrauchen texanus (razorback sucker), 4228 nucleotides. Its product is annotated as programmed cell death 6-interacting protein-like. The transcript has 18 exons. Bases 75 to 2699 code for a protein of 874 amino acids. Gene Ontology annotation, biological process: mitotic cytokinesis. Gene Ontology annotation, cellular component: endosome. The record is from RefSeq and is a predicted model, not a curated record. Gene Ontology annotation, molecular function: protein binding. Lineage: Eukaryota; Metazoa; Chordata; Actinopteri; Cypriniformes; Catostomidae.